AUGGUUGGCGGGGAAAUUGGUUAUUGGGCGAACAAUGUCUGCGUGAUUACUGAUAGAGCCGGGUCUGCGCUCAUCGUUAAAAUAGACAUCAACAUACGUAGCAUGGGCCCGAUCUCCGAACUGGACAUGGCUUACUCCAUGGACUGCUACUUCCGGCAGCGGUGGCAGGACAAGCGCCUCGCCUUCGAGCACCUUCCAGGAGCCGAGAACCUGGCAGACCUUCCGGUGGCGAUACGCAUGCUCGAUCGUAUCUGGAAGCCAGACACGUACUUCUACAACGGCAAGAAGUCGUACAUACAUACUGUCACGACGCCGAAUAAGUUCUUCCGCAUCUCGCCGCGCACGGAUCGCUCCUGUAUUCAAUGAGUGGUAAGAGUGAGGUG
This is a messenger RNA of Priapulus caudatus, 383 nucleotides long. RefSeq names its product gamma-aminobutyric acid receptor alpha-like. Gene Ontology annotation, biological process: monoatomic ion transport. The transcript has 3 exons. Lineage: Eukaryota; Metazoa; Priapulida; Priapulimorpha; Priapulimorphida; Priapulidae. Gene Ontology annotation, cellular component: membrane. Gene Ontology annotation, molecular function: extracellular ligand-gated monoatomic ion channel activity. The coding region runs from base 1 to 366 and encodes 121 amino acids. The record is from RefSeq and is a predicted model, not a curated record.